AUGAGCAUAGGAUCCAAUACAAGACAAGAACUCAACACAGGAACGGAGUUUGUCUUGCGAAACACCUUUGGCUCCUGCCAACCGCGGCGUCCCAGUGCGCCUCCGUUACAGCAGCAACCUCCCCCACAAACUAAACCCUUCUGCCGCAACCGCUGCGAGGUUUUCGCUUCCCGGCUGGCAGCCCUCUCUACCUCUUCCUUUCUCGAACGUGCCCGCGCCGAGAUCUGGCUCGCCGAGCACUACGAGCUCCCGCGCUGGCUCACCGAGCGCUUGGACGCGCUGCGCGGCAUCACGUCCACCCACGACGACGACCCCGAUCCCACCGAUCAAUGGGAAGCCGAGCAAGCGUGCGCACGAGAGGCGUACGCCAGUGCCGCCCGGCGCCAAAGAUUACACAGACCGCCGGGCGAAGACCCGCCCAUCCAGCCGUCGUCGUUCCGCGUCGAGUGGAACCUUAUUCUCCCAGCGGACUACCCCCCGCCCGUGCAUCCGAGGACGCAGAAUGCGACGGGCCCUUCGUCAUCUCUGCAGGGACCGGUGGGGAGGGACCAGAGUAUUUCGCCUGUUGAGCGCUUGCCUUCGCCUGUGUGGCGACUGUGA
Messenger RNA from Paraphaeosphaeria sporulosa, 600 nucleotides. RefSeq lists its product as uncharacterized. Bases 1 to 600 code for a protein of 199 amino acids. The transcript has 2 exons. The record is from RefSeq and is a predicted model, not a curated record. NCBI's taxonomy places the organism in Eukaryota, Fungi, Ascomycota, Dothideomycetes, Pleosporales, Didymosphaeriaceae.